Penicillium brevicompactum is the source of this 2313-nucleotide messenger RNA. Its product is annotated as RIX1/PELP1 family protein. NCBI's taxonomy places the organism in Eukaryota, Fungi, Ascomycota, Eurotiomycetes, Eurotiales, Aspergillaceae. The record is from RefSeq and is a predicted model, not a curated record. Gene Ontology annotation, cellular component: nucleus. Bases 1 to 2313 code for a protein of 770 amino acids. The transcript is spliced from 2 exons. Gene Ontology annotation, biological process: rRNA processing.
AUGACUUCGGCUACUUUGCGCGCGAUCACGCAUCGCUUAACAACGACCCCCGUGGAGCAAUUGCCCUCCAAAGCCUCCUUGCUUGCGACUUCAUUGAACGAUUGCGCCGCCCUCCUCUCGGCCCCGCAAGCUCAGAAAUCUGGAAAGUCCGAUAACGAAAAUGCUGUUCAAAUCCAUAAGUUGAAGACUAGAUUGGCUAGUCUGCUGCAGGAUCGCAGUAUCGAGGGAAGAUGGACAGCUGUGGUUUUGGUCAAAGCUGCGGUCGAAGCUGGUCAAUGGGAGAUCUUACGUGGAUAUGAGCCCAUCGUUCGCAGUUUGAUUGGAAUUCUAGCGAAACCCGAUCCCAUCUCCACGAGAAAGAUGUGUAUCAUUACUCUCACUCGGAUCUUCCACCUCACAUACCAGUACCCAACGCUUGUCCGAGAGAUUACGACCCCUCAACUUCCAGGAUUUAUCACUGCCGCUCUGAACUUGGUUUCCACCGCGACCAAGACCUCUUCGGGCUCAACCCGCAAGUCGAAGCCUAACACCCCGUUCAUGGAGAUCGUUUUGCACGCCUUGCUGGAAUUGAUCCCUAGACAUAUCACAAUCUUCCGACCAUUCAGCUCCCAGCUUCGAUCUCUUCUCCAGGAGGUGAUUGGAUCCUCAUCAGUGUAUUUCCCGAGUCAAGUCGUUCAAGCCGCGGAGCAAUUGCUUGUCUCUCUUCACAAGUGUGCACCGAAGGACCAGGCGACUACUGGGUGGAAAGACGAUUGCAAAUCAACGAUUCUUGCAAUUCAUCAAACGACUGACAAUGUAUACCGGGCCGUGGUGGAACAAUGGGAGUCAGUUGAUGGGAACUUGACUCACGCACGACCAAACUGUAGCCAAGAAAUAAGCAGUGAGGGUCCGGAUAGUCUUGGACUGCCAGCGUGGCAGGGACUGCACGCAGGUGUGGAUAGACUUGUCGCGCUUCUAGAGAUUCUGUCUGGGUUCCUAUCGACCCCAUCUGCUGCUGCCGUUGCUCUCCCCUUGGGCGCUAUCCUUGAUGUGACCUCUAGGCUUACAGCUGUGACCGUUCCCUUGAACGGCGAACCAUCCCAAUCCGGCAUCCAGUUCAACAAGGAAAUCAGCCGCGAUGAGCGGGAGGGACUUUGGAUGGAACUUCCUCGGAUCCACAUCGCCUGUAUGGGUUUGCUUUCUAACGUCGUUGGUGUAUUGGGAACCAGCGCCACUUCGGUCACACAGACCGUUCUGGAACAGGCAGUCUGGACCUUCAAGGGCGAGAACUUCAACACUGACCUUCGUUCUGCCGUCUACGGUUUACUUCGUUCCCUGGUGCCCUUGAACGGACCUGCAAUGGCGAAAGAAAGUGUGGUCUCUUUGACCAACGUUGUGCGUUCUUGUUGUCACGAUCUUCUCCCCCCGGUUGAAAGUUCAAACCAAGCAGCAAACCCUGGCUCCGAUCCCAAGGCAAAGCCAAAGGGUGGCUAUGGGGCAAACAACGCGGAUGCUUUCUUGAACAUCGAGUUGCAGAAGUCUCGUCAAACCCAAGUGUCUUCUCCGCUUUUGGAUCUGCAACAGAAUGCAUCCGGUCUUUUGCAGGCAAUCCUGGUUUCAAUCCCCGCCGAGCUUGUUCCGCCAUCCGUCAGAGCUGAAAUCGACCGCACCAUCAUCCUGACAACCGAUAAAGAGCCUAUGCUCGCAAGUGUUUUGAACCCGGUGCCCGCGGCAAAGGGCCGCGGCGCAGGCUCCAGUAUCAUCCCAUUCCUGGUCCGGCCUUACGCCGACCAGAUGGAAGUGGAGGCUCUGGUCCGCCCUAGAAUGCCUGUCUUGAUGACCGCCCCGGAGCUUGAUGCCUACAUUGAUGAAGACGAGGAGGAAGUGGAAGAUGAAGAAAUGGUCGAUGAUGCAUACAAGGCUGCCCCCAAAACCGCCGAUUUCUUGAAGCAGCCCGUCUCAAUGCCCAUUCAUGUGCCACAGGCGGAACAGCCCAAGGCCGCAGACCCAGUUCCCACCUUCCAGAAGAGAACAUACACCGAGGAGUCCACGACGCAGGAACCGGCACCCAAGAAACAGGAUGUUCAGGACAAGAAAACACGUUUCGAGGAGCUUGUUCCAACCGCCUCCACACCACAGCCAUUCUCUCAACCCGCUCCUUCAAUCACUCAAUCGGAGGCCCCUAAGGUGUCUGCCCCUGUCUCCACGACUUCUACCACUGUGACCACGCAGGUCACAGAGGAAGAAGAGGAUGACAGUGGUGAUGAAAUGCCCACCCUCAACGUCGACUCUGAUACCGACGAAGAGGAUGACGAUGUUACGAUGGACGGUUAA